Molecule: messenger RNA, 2224 nt
Organism: Vicugna pacos (alpaca)
Lineage: Eukaryota; Metazoa; Chordata; Mammalia; Artiodactyla; Camelidae
Source: RefSeq, a predicted model, not a curated record
UUAAUCAUAAUAUCUUGACUUCGGAGUUGUGCUUUCACUCUGCCUACAUUGGGGGCUGGGGAGUUGAGGUCAUUCUGUGUCAGGGGGGUUUAACUUUGCCCAGUGGAAUCCCUUGGGGAGCCUUUGCAGAUCUAGGAUCAGGCCACACCAGACGGUGACAUCAGAACCUCUGGGCUUGGGACAGAGGCCUCAGUACUUGGUGUAGCUUCCAGGUGAUUCCAGUGAGCAACUACAGUUGAAACCCGCUGUGUUACCUUCACCACCGACCCAGCCAUGGCAGGCACAGGGAGCAGUUUGCCAUGGGGCAAGCAUCUGUUCAAAGUCAUCCUGGUGGUCCUCGUGGCCCUCCUCCUCCUCCACUCAGCAUCAUCCCAGUCCCAUCGAGACUUUGUGUCAUCAGACCAGCAGAAGAGGGAGGUCCCAGUUGAUCUCCUGAGCCAGAUAGGUCGAUUUGUGCGGGGAACACUGGAUGCCUGGAUUGGCCCAGAAACCACCCACCUGAUUUCUGAGACCUUGACCCAGGUGAUGUGGGCCGUCUCAUCCGCCAUCUCUGUGGCCUUCUUCGCUGUGUCUGGGAUUGCCGCACAGCUGCUGAGUGCUUUGGGGCUCGACGGAGAUUACCUCACCCAGGGCCUGAAGCUCAGCCCGGGCCAGAUCCAGACCUUCCUGCUGUGGGGAGCAGGGGCCCUGGUGGCCUAUUGGCUGCUGUCCCUGCUCCUUGGCUUGGUCUUGGCCUUGCUGGGGCGAAUCCUGUGGGGCCUGAAGCUGGUCCUCUUCCUGGCCGCCUUUGUGGCCCUGGUGAGGUCGGUACCUGACCCGUCCACCCGGGCCUUGCUCCUCCUGGCCUUGCUCACCCUCUACGCCCUGCUGAGCCGCCUCACUGGCACCCGGGCCUCGGGGGCCCAGCUGGAGGCCAAGGUGCGGGGGCUGGAGCGCCAGGUAGAGGAGCUGCGCUGGCGGCAGAGGCGAGCGGCCAAAGGGCCCCGGAGUGUGGAGGAGGAGUGAGGAGGACGCUGGACACUGCCACGUUCAUCGUACCAAAGAGCUGAGCUGCUUCUGGGUUGCACAGCCCUCCUCCCAGCCCCCUGCCCCUUCCUUGCCCUGUCUCUGAACCUUCCGAACCUUGAUCUGGGCACCACACCCCUUAGCCGAGAGAGAGGAAGACCAUUCUCCUGCUGGUCUUCAGGGGCCCUGUCUUCUGAGGUUCUCUGCCUGGGGUUGGCUCUCUUAACCCUCUCUCUGCUCCCAGCCUGUCUUAGCCAGGGCCGGUUGUGGGGCCUCCCUGCCAGCUUCUGCACCUGCUCUCAGCGAACAUCACUGCUGUUGGCCUCCCGUGACUCAUUUACCAUCUUGCCUUCCUCCUGAUGCCCUGGCGCUCCUGUCCUUCUCAGGCUCUUCCUUUGCUAAGUCCCCAGCUUCCUUCCCAUUUGUCUUCUCCUUCCAGCUCAGUCUUCCAGCCAGACCACGGUCCCUCAAGGCAUGCUCCUGUUCCUUCAUUGCCCUGUGUGGGGAAGAAGCAGGGCAGAUGGGGCUUGAGGGGAAGGGAAAUGGGGAAGUUCCCCUGAGGGGCUGGGGCUGGGAUGUACAUGAGUCUGUUACAAGUGCCUUAAUCCGAGCCAGUGGGGCCUUUUGCCUGCCCUCUGCCGUACUGUAUGUAGGAAGGUGCACUGUGGCUGCUUUGUGUCCAGAGGAGAGUGGUUCCUCUCGGAAUCUUGAUUCCCCUUUGCUUGAUUCCCCAAGCAAAAGAUGACUGCUUCAUAGGCUUGUGCCUGCAAGUAGGACCCUGCAGUGGCCACCAGAUCCCCUCUGGGGACUUCAGAGACCCUGAAGGAGGAAAGAAGGGUCAGCUCCUUGUCUGUACCAUGCCAGGCGGCUCUCCAUCUCUCUCUCCAUCACUGCCACCAAGGAGUUGCUGAUCAGCGGCCACCAGCAGCCUGGGAGGAACACAGAACAGACACUAGAGAUGCCCCCACAAUCCCUUUCCCGUGUCAUGCUCUGGGGGAGCCAGGGGAGCCAAGCCCUCCCCAUGGGGCUCUCCUCUGGUGGAGGUGGGCAUCCUCCUCUGCCAGACCCAGCACAUGAUGUGAAGAGUAAAGACAUGCCCAGGUCUGUUGAGGUUUGAUGUGGAAUCACAGCUGCAGUGAUAGAUAUUUUUAUCAGCGCUUGGUGGUUGGUUUUAAAUAAAGUGCACGCUAUUUUAUUGUCUUGUUCCGGAUAAAAUGUA